Messenger RNA from Letharia columbiana, 522 nucleotides. RefSeq lists its product as uncharacterized. The coding region runs from base 1 to 522 and encodes 173 amino acids. The record is from RefSeq and is a predicted model, not a curated record. Lineage: Eukaryota; Fungi; Ascomycota; Lecanoromycetes; Lecanorales; Parmeliaceae. Gene Ontology annotation, cellular component: endoplasmic reticulum. The transcript is spliced from 4 exons.
AUGGCUCCAUCAGCAUGGCAUCGUAGGCUCGACCUUGUCUAUCUAGCAUUCUUCAUCAUUCACGUCCCUAUCAUGUUCGCAGUGGAUCUGUACCCUCUCUACCCACUUUCUCUACGGCCUCCGUUCCUGGCCGACCUACGCUCGUGGUACAUCGCCACGUACAAAGACCGUUUCUUCACGGAGGAGCAGCCGGCGUGGUUCUGGAUGUUCACCGUGAUGGAGGCUGGUUGGCACGUACCGAUUGGCUUGACUUCUAUCAAACCUCUUUGGAAAGGCGAUCACUCCCCAAUGCUCCAUCUCCGUCUCCUGCUCUUCGCCUUCCAAACGGCCCUCACAACCGCCGUCUGUGUCGUCGAAUACACCUCGUGGCCCGAGCUUUCCGCUGCCGAAAAGUCGAGCCUUGGCGGACUUUACAUCCCUUAUCUAAUUUUCUCUCUGGUGAUGUUUGCCGACAUGUAUGGAAGGGUCAAAGCACGAUUGAUGGCUACUGGAGAAUCCUCGCACAAGUCGAAUUCUUCAUGA